Messenger RNA from Nematolebias whitei (Rio pearlfish), 3342 nucleotides. RefSeq names its product UDP-N-acetyl-alpha-D-galactosamine:polypeptide N-acetylgalactosaminyltransferase 14 (GalNAc-T14) (gene galnt14). Lineage: Eukaryota; Metazoa; Chordata; Actinopteri; Cyprinodontiformes; Rivulidae. Gene Ontology annotation, cellular component: Golgi apparatus. The record is from RefSeq and is a predicted model, not a curated record.
CACGCGCGCGUGCCCGGCUGUCAGGCGUGUCUGGGAAGCGCUCGAGCUCCUGGGAGAGUUGUCAGAGCGCGCGCGCUCGGUGCGGAGCAGACAGGCAGCGGUUCGGCUCCGACCCGCCUCGUUGUUGUUGUUGUUGUUUGUGCGGCGCGUGUUUUGUUUGUUUCUCGCGUGGACAAAAUGCGGUUCUGACAGCAGCCGGGCUGCGGGCGCCGCCGGCUCCUCCUGACCGGAAAAUGAAGCGUCUCUGUCGGAGGCUGGCGGUGGCCGUGGCGGUGCUGGUGUGGCUGGGAGCGUUGGUUUACCUGCUGGUGCUGAGCCGGAGGCGGCUGCCGGAGCUCGGCGCGGGCGGAGCCGGAGGAGCGGCGGGAGGCGGGGAGGCGGCGUCCAGCCAGCUCUCGGAUGCAGAAUGGGAGGACAUGAUGGAGGGUUUUGAUGAGCGGAGUUACCUGAACGCUCGGCGCUGGAAGCCUGGCGACGACCCGUACACACUGUACGCCUUCAACCAGAGGGAGAGCGAACGCAUCCCCAGCGACCGAGCCCUGAAAGACACCCGACACUACAGUGUUUUAAACAGAACUCCAGUUCAUCUAAUCCAUGAGAUCAUUCUGGUGGACGACUUCAGUAACGACAAAAGUGACUGCCAGCUGCUCACUAAGCUGCCCAGAGUCAAAUGUCUCCGCAACAACAAGAGAGAAGGUCUGAUCCGGUCCAGGGUCCAGGGGGCCGACGCUGCGAGGGCUAAAGUCCUGACCUUCCUGGACAGCCAUUGUGAGGUCAACAAGGACUGGCUGCCUCCCCUUCUUCAGAGGAUCAAACAGGACCCGAUGCGUGUGGUCAGCCCCGUCAUCGAUAUCAUCAACAUGGACAACUUCGCCUACGUGGCGGCCUCGGCUGAUCUCCGUGGAGGGUUUGACUGGAGCCUCCAUUUUAAAUGGGAGCAGCUGUCGCCUGAACAGCAAGCCCGCCGGACCGACCCGACCCAGCCAAUCAAGACCCCCAUCAUCGCAGGCGGGCUCUUUGUGAUUGACAGGUCCUGGUUUAAUCAUCUGGGCAAGUACGACACCGCCAUGGACAUCUGGGGCGGAGAGAACUUUGAGAUCUCGUUCCGGGUGUGGCAGUGUGGCGGCAGUUUGGAGAUCCUCCCCUGCAGCCGGGUCGGUCACGUCUUCAGGAAGAAGCACCCGUACGUCUUCCCCGAGGGAAACGCCAACACGUACAUCAAGAACACACGACGCACAGCUGAGGUGUGGAUGGACGAUUUCCGUCUGUUUUACUACUCCGCUCGCCCGGCGGCUCGAGGCAAAUCCUACGGAGACAUUCGAGGCAGAGUGGAACUGAGGCAGAAGCUCAAGUGCAAAUCCUUCAAGUGGUAUUUGGACAACGUCUACCCGGAGCUGAGGGUCCCAGAUGACUCGGACUCCCAGUCCGGGGUGAUCAGACAGAGACAGAACUGUCUGGAGUCUCAUAAGGUGGAGGGCCAGGAGACGCCUGUCCUCACGUUGGCCCCUUGCACAGGAACAGAGGGGGGCCCUGCCAAUAAUCAGGAGUGGGUGUACACCCACGGGCAGCAGGUCCGGCACCAGCAGCACUGUUUGUCCGUCUCCACCACCUUCCCAGCCUCGCAGGUCCUGAUGCUGCCCUGCAACAUGGCGGAUGGCAAACAGCGGUGGCAGAAAUCAGGGACUCACUUGGAGCACCUGGUCUCCAGGUUCUGCCUGGACUCGGAGAUGGCUCUGGACGGCAUGGACUCGUCCCGGAUGCUGGUCAUCAGCCCCUGUGAACUGAGCGCCUACACACAGAGGUGGGAGGUGCCCUUCUCCUGACCUCCGUGGUCCGUCUCCUCCACUGCUCCUGCUCUGCACCUCCUCCGUCAGCGGAGAGGACACAAAGCUGCACGGCCCGGAGAGGUGAGAGUCCCGGCACCGCCCUGAGGAGUCUCAGUGAGAGCUGGACAAACGUCGGGUUCAGUAAAGUUCUGCAGCGCAUCCGUGCAUGAAGAGACGAAACGUUUGAGAGUGAAAACAAGUGCGCCUUAAAACCCUGAAACUCUUCUAGGAGAAAACGAAUCACAGUUUUCUGUCAUCUUUUACAACCGCCUCGUCUGUUUCUGCAGAUCUUUGAUAAUCUGAAAGUAAAGCACAGGUAUCACCUGCACCUUCACUGCACUGGACCGGACCAACUGCACCUUCACUGCAUCAGACUGGAUCGGUCAGAUCCAGAUCACUUCUUACUGAAACACGCCCACAGAGUAACGCCCAUGUACCGUAUUUUUCGGACUAAAAGGCGCAUUAAGUGAAAUAAAUUCAUUUUGACACAUUCGUGUACAAAAUAAAAUCUGUUCGAGGUCAGUGAGCACAACCAGAAUUAACACAUAAGGCGCACCGUCGAUUCUUGAGAAAAUUCAAGGAAAAAUACGGUAGAUCAAUGACGGCCAUUAAAACACAAAUCAGAUCUAAUUAAUGUUUAUUUCAUCUGCUGAGCCUAAAAUCUGACGAUCGUGUGUUAAAACAUUUAAACGGCAUAAACAGAUUUUCUGUUUGGACAGUAAAGGGGCUCAUUACCAGCUCGUGAAGACGAACCAAAUAAAACCAUGACGUAAGAAACAAACACCACGUGUUUUUGUUAUUGAUUAGUGGAGCCUUGAAAACGACGUUUGAAAGCUAAAUGUGUGACUGGAUGCUCAACGUGUGAUCAAAAAAGAAAAGCAGCCGAAGUGGCUAAAACAAAUCAAACUUUAGCACUUGUUGACCCACAGAGACGACAGCCGUGACUCAAACAUCCAGCGGUUUAGAUUCAUCUCAGUUCUUUGUUUACGCUGAGCGCAGACCCACAUUUUAGAUUUAAAUAGGAAUAAAUCUGGAGAACUGCUGGAGUCAGCUGUUCUAACGGCACCGCAGAACCAGAACCUUUUGAUGUUUGGCUUCACACUUUGCAACGAGUCCCUUUACCUCUUCGUUUAGUUUUUUUAUUUAAGCGUUGAAGCUUGUCAGCAGCUUUUACAUCGACAUCAUUUCCUGCUUCAUGUGGAUUUUCAAUCAUCCAGUGGAGCCGUUUUCCUUUGUUUCAUAACGGGCCACAUUAUUUGUUUUUAAAGCUCCAGCGUUGGAUGACGUCACCAGUAGAACUAAUUUGUGUUCCUGCUCUUAAUGUCUGUUUUUGUGACACAGUUUUCUCUGAUGCUCUUUGUUUUCUCCAAGUUGCAGCUGAUAAAACCCAUAAAUUGUCAUUUUAACUUUGAUUUGGACACUUUUUCUUUUCUGAAGCAAACUCUUCCCAACUUAACUCACAAAAUACUCAUCAUGGUUCUGGUCACCUGCGGUAAUCAGCAGUAAAAUCAGCAGU